This is a messenger RNA of Caenorhabditis bovis, 579 nucleotides long. The record is from the annotation of a GenBank genome assembly. NCBI's taxonomy places the organism in Eukaryota, Metazoa, Nematoda, Chromadorea, Rhabditida, Rhabditidae.
AUGGGUUCAUCUUCGCUGUUCACUACUGAUGAGCUGUUGCCAUUGCGUGUCCUUGAGGUCGGCGGUGGUGAUAUUGUCCGAUAUAAAUUCCAUUUCGUUGGCGCAGGAGGAGUACCAGUGCAGCGAAGUCAGUAUAUAUUUGACUAUUCCAAACUGCUUGACAAACUUUGUGGUGACAUGACUCAAGUUGCUAUCCGAAUCAAAGAAUAUAUUGGCAAUGGUGGUUGUACCGUCUCGAUUGAGUACUGGGCUCCUGGUGGUGACAUGUCCUUUCUGUUGUGGCAAUCUCGGCCGUUCUCGCUUCCGUCGAAGACUCGAUUGUUUCGUCUGUUCGUUCAGCUGAGUAGUUCCAUCAUUACGAAAACUAAUCCUCAAGAGGGGAAAAUUCCGCCUUAUUCGGUUCCAUGCCAUGUGCUGCUUCCGCUCCAGUGGUGUAUUGCCCUUCUAGUUCGGCCCAUUUCGCUUGAUCCUGGUGUUUCAGCUCUUACCAUUCGCAGUCGAGCUUCUUCCGGCAAGUCAGUUGAAACCUUGUCUACUGAGUCCAAAACCUCGCCGAGUGGAUCCUAUUGCUCCUCGUAA